This is a messenger RNA of Alnus glutinosa, 3613 nucleotides long. RefSeq names its product cysteine-rich receptor-like protein kinase 10. The transcript is spliced from 10 exons. The coding region runs from base 46 to 3417 and encodes 1123 amino acids. The record is from RefSeq and is a predicted model, not a curated record. Lineage: Eukaryota; Viridiplantae; Streptophyta; Magnoliopsida; Fagales; Betulaceae. Gene Ontology annotation, molecular function: protein kinase activity; ATP binding. Gene Ontology annotation, biological process: protein phosphorylation.
AAUCUGGAAUGAUUACAGACUGAUCACUGAUCAGGAACAAGGAAGAUGUGUUUUUCAAGAUUACUGUUCUUCAUAUGCUUCAUUCUCAUACAUCCUGUUACUCCCACGGUUGCCCAGCAUGUCUGCAGUAGUGGUGGUAACUACCCCAGAAACAGUACCUACGGGGAAAACCUCAAAAGCGUCCUGGCCACCAUGUCUUCCAACACUGAAAUUGAUUACGGAUUUUACAAUUUCUCCAUCGGAGAAUACCCUGACAAAGUAAACGCGAUUGCACUUUGUAGAGGAGACAAUUCGCCGGAAGAAUGCCGUAGUUGUGUCAACGCGACAAGUCACGAUCUCUUACGGAAUUGUCCCAACCAGAAGGAGGCAAUCACAUGGCCCGAUAUUAUUAUAUGUAUGGUACGAUACUCAAACAGAGAUAUAUUUGGCGUUAUGGAAUCUCAGCCUGCAUUUCUCGCUUACGCCACCCAAAACGCAUCAGACGUAGAAGGGUUCAACCAGGCACUAAGAACCUUGUUAGAUGGACUUAGAAGCCGCGAUUCAUCAGGAAAUUCUACUCGCAAGUUUGCUGCGGGGAGCGCGCCUGCCUCUGCCAGCUUCCAAACAAUAUACGCACUUGCGCAGUGCACUCCGGAUUUGGAGGAGCUGGAAUGCAACAACUGUCUGUUGGCGACAAUGGGACUUAUUCAUGCUGGAAUGGUGGGAGGGAGGUACGGAACACCCAGCUGUGGUUUAUGGUAUGAGAUAUCCGCUUUCUUUGACCUUAGACUACUUGAGGAAACACCGCCACCUCCAUCGCCAGUGCCACUAGCAUCUCCUCCACUGCUACUACCGCCUCCACCUACACAAGGUAUAGUACUCAUGCUUCAUGUUCUGAAGGAGCGAGGUCUAGAUGAUGUUGGGAUCAACCAUGACUUGGUUCAACAAUCUGAUAGGCAGAUUGAACAUAAUGUUCCCGGGACUGAAAGAGUUCAUGGGCAUGCAAGUCCUGUACAUUACAGUGAAAAAACGGAGAAUCCUCUUGUUGAUCAAAGGACUGGAAAGAGAUUUGAGAGGAAAGAUCAGCGGCAAGACACCGAGAGAGUUGAUAUGCAGUGGAGGAACUGGCGUAAUGAGAGCAGGAGGAAUAACAGAGAGCCUGAGAAGCAGCAGCAGCAGGUGGAGAGGCCACCUUCACCAGAGACUUGGCGCAAACCUGUAGAGCAGCCGAAACCAGCCUCCCCUGACUCUGGUGGUCUGCGCUAUGGGAAAGCAGCUUCAGCCGUUGAGCUGGCCCAAGCAUACUCUAGAUCAGUCUCAGAUCCAAAGAUAGCGGAUCCCUUUUCAGUCCAAAGGGGCCUUCCUGGCCGGACCCAAAUGCCAUUUUCACGGCUGAUGGGUCCAACCCCAAGAAUCUUUCCAACUUACAGACUACAGAGUGAGGAACACCGAACGCAGAAGAUGUGUUGUUUAAGAUUAUUCUUAUCCUUGUUCUUCUUUCUCGUACUGAUACACCCUGCUACUCGCACCGUUGCUCAGCACUGCUAUAAUGAAAACGGUAACUACACCAGUAACAGUACCUACGGGGGAAACCUCAAAAGCGUCCUGGCCUCCAUGUCUUCCAACACCGAAAUUCAUUACGGAUUUUACAAUUUCUCCGCCGGAGAAUACCCUGACAAAGUAAACGCGAUUGCACUUUGUAGAGGAGACAUUUCGCCGGAAGAAUGCCGUAGUUGUGUCAACGCGACAAGUCACGAUCUUUUAAAGGCUUGUCCCAACCAGAAGGAGGCAAUCACGUGGCCCGAUAAAUGUAUGCUACGAUACUCAAACAGAGAUAUAUUUGGCGUUAUGGAAUCUCAGCCUUCAUUUGCCUUUUUCCGCACCGGAAACGUCUCAGACGUAGAAGGGUUCAACGGGGUGCUAAGACCCUUGUUAAAAAGACUAAGAAACGGCGCCGCAUCAGGAAAUUCUACUCGCAAGUUUGCUCUGGGAAGCGAUUUUGCCCCUAACUUCCAAACCAUAUAUGCACUUGUGGAGUGCACUCCUGAUUUGGACCAGCUGGGUUGCAACAACUGCCUGUUGACGGCUGAGGGUUUUAUUAUAGAUGGAAAGCUGGGAGGGAAAUAUGUGACACCUAGCUGUGAUUUAAGGUAUGAGAUAUACGCUUUCUAUGACCCUACAGCUGAGGCACCGCCGCCAUCGCCAGUGCCACCAGUCCUGGUGUUUGCAGGGAAGAAAAGUAACUCAUCUCCAUCUGCGAUUGUUAUAGUCGUGACAACUGUUAUAUCUGCUGUACUAAUCAUCUGCAUCGGCAUCUGCUACUUUUAUUUAAGAGUGAGGAAGGAAGGGAAGAAAGUAGAAAGUGAAGCCGAAGAUGAAAUUAGUAGUGCUGAAUCGCUGCAAUUUGACUUUGGCACAAUUAAAGUUGCUACAGCAAACUUUUCAAAUGCAAAUAAACUUGGACAAGGUGGAUUUGGCGCUGUUUACAAGGGUAGACUCCCAAAUGGACAAGAAAUAGCUGUAAAGAGGUUGCUCAAACCUUCUGGCCAAAGAAAUCUUGAAUUUAAGAAUGAAGUUGUGUUAGUGGCUAGGCUUCAACAUCGGAAUUUGGUAAGGCUCAUAGGAUUCUGCUUGGAAGGAAAUGAAAGGCUUCUAAUCUAUGAGUUUAUGCCUAAUUCAAGCCUCGAUAAAUUCAUAUUUGAUCCAAUCAAGCGUGCAGUUCUGGAUUGGGAAAGACGCUAUAAAAUUAUAGAAGGCAUUGCUCGAGGGAUUCUUUACCUUCAUGAAGAUUCUCAACUUCGUAUUAUUCAUCGCGAUCUAAAAGCUGGAAAUAUUUUAUUAGAUGCAGAUAUGAAUCCUAAAAUUUCAGAUUUCGGCACAGCAAGAUUGUUUAUGUUAGAUCAAACUCAAGGCAAUACGAAGAAAGUUAUGGGCACCUAUGGAUAUAUGCCCCCAGAAUAUGUCAUACACGGACGGUUUUCAGUCAAAUCCGAUGUGUUUAGUUUUGGUGUUUUAGUUUUGGAGAUAGUGAGUGGGACAAAAAUAAGUUCUUUUCGAAAGGGAGAGGAUGAAGAAGGCCUUCUUAGUUAUGCAUGGAAAAAUUGGAGGGAAGGGACAACUUCAAAUCUCAUAGAUCCCACGUUGAGGUCCAGUUCAACAACAGAAAUAUUGAGAUGCAUCCACAUUGGGUUAUUAUGUGUUCAAGAGAAUGUAGCUAACAGACCAACAAUGGCUUCGGUCCUCCUUAUGCUUAAUGACGACUCUAUCACUCUUUCAGUACCAAAAAAACCUGCAUUUCUUAUGGAUAAAAGCACUAUAUCAAACAUGUCAGCUCGAAGGGAGCAAAAUACUAGGGCAAUACGGUCAGAUCAAUCAAGAAGCAGAUUUGUUGAAGUCUCGGCAAAUGAGGCUUCAUUUACUAAGCCAUAUCCUCGCUAAAAUAAACCAAGAGUUAUAUAUUUUAGAAGAUAAAAUAUAUUGUUGUUAAUGAUAUAUUCAAUGAUUUCUUUCAUUUAAUUUCAAUUUCAUGACAAUGGUGAUUCAUUUUGUUAUGGGAAAUAUGUUAAGACAUGAUUAAACUAAAAGCCCUCUAGGUACAUGUUCUAGGGGAGGAGUGGUUCAUAUGUGUUAUGAU